Messenger RNA from Doryrhamphus excisus (bluestripe pipefish), 2006 nucleotides. NCBI's taxonomy places the organism in Eukaryota, Metazoa, Chordata, Actinopteri, Syngnathiformes, Syngnathidae. The record is from RefSeq and is a predicted model, not a curated record.
AUGCUAACAGGCGCCUUUCAAUUCGUUGCAGACAAAGCAGCCAAGCGUCUGUCACGCUGCGUGGCGGCUCGCUCCUCGCCGGCGUGCGGCAGACAGAUUAAAAGCGCCGUGCCGCCAACUUCCUCUGAAAGCCUCCUGAUGGAGCGCAAAGAGCCCCCCAGUCAAACAAUGCAGCCAAAGGUCCGCUUUGAUGACGUGAUACGAGUCCGACCCCCGUCAGACUGCCACUGGGUGUUGUGUUUCGCGGAACGUGAGGAUGAGGCAGGAGGCAUGCCCGCACUUGUCACUCAGUGGAAGCUGUCACUCAGAAAUAAAAAGUCCACCGAGAGCUGUGUUUACGGUUAUCCAUCAACCUGCUGCACAAGUCCUGACGGCUCUUGGUCAGGCGCCAGCAUCCUAUUGGCCGGGCAGCAGCCAGGCGGAACGGAGAUGAGUGACGGCAAGAAGCGUGACGGCGCGGCGGGGCACGGCGGCGGCGAUGACGACGACGACGAUGAGCGAGGAGAGAUCAGAUCAACGUUUAAUGAGAGCCUAAGUGAAGCCUGGGCUGUUAAUGACAUGUCACAUUUUCAUACUCAUCAAGCGGAGUCUAUCGGUGACGAGCCGUCAGCUCCCUCGCCGCCGCCACUGCCGCUGUUCCACAUCAACACCAAAGGUGUUCUGAGAGGCUUUUGUCACUUUGACAUGUCGGUUAGCGUGUGUUUAUUCUGGAAGCCGCCACCGCCGCCGCUGCCGCCAUCAUUUUUCGGGGAUCGUCCCACCCGUUUCUCACAACGUGGACGUCAUGUGACUGCUGUAAGGGGGCGGAGACAGGUGAGAGUCCACCCCCUAACUGUGUUUACCUGCCUUGAGCCCCUCAGGUAUCAGAACCAAUACUCCCACUGGGAUGCUUUCAUCAGCGUAGGACUACGGAUCAACCGGAUCAGCUUGGAGAUGUUCGGACCGGGGAAACUGGUCUCCGCGUUCCUGCCUGCGGUCUUCCACGCGCCCGGUGCAGCCCAAUUUUUCCCCGCCUUCGCCGCCCGGCCUCCCAUUCUGAUCCCAGGACCCUUUAUCAGCUAUGAAUCCCUGAGGAGUUACCUGCAGCCUGAACCCUGCAAGGAGGCGCUGCUCCUGGCCUCGCAUCCCCCACCCGCUCACCCCACCCUAGACGAACAGAGGCCGGUGAAGCAGCGUCGCGCCCGCGCCAACUACAGCAGCUGGCAGCUGGAGGAGCUGGAGAAGGCCUUCGAGACCACACACUACCCGGAUGUCUUCAUGAGGGAGGCCCUGGCCCUCAGGUUGGACCUCAUCGAGGCCCGAGUGCAGGUUUGGUUCCAGAACCGCCGUGCCAAGAUGAGGCGUCAGCUGAAACUCCAGGGUCAGCGUGCCGAACCUCAUCCCAAAGGCGAAGAUGCCGACGUGUCGGAUAAAGCCACCAGGAGCUUAAAACAUCACAUGGACGCUUCCCGCAGCGAGCGCCGACCCUUAGGACAGGAAGACGACAAAAACAACAACUACCCUUGGACGAAAGCUGCCAGCGCCACGCCGAGCGCCAUCACGGAAACGACAGGUCAGAGGUUACGUAAGUGGGAGGGGCCCAGUUCGGAGCAGCUGCGCUCGUGCAGCAUCGCCAAGCUGAGGGCCAAAGCCAGAGCGCAUGAGGCGGAGAUCCAUGGCGCUCUGAGCUUGUCGGGUGGCGUCGUGUCGUCCCACAUGCAGGAAGUUGACCACGUGGGUGAUGAUUGAUCAUUUUCCUGCUUCCUGUUUGUGCUCAUUGACACGCUAUUAAGACACUAUAUUAGGCACACUUGCAAGCUCAAGUUCCUGUGCACUUGUCACACACCUAUAAUUAUAAACUAAACUAAAACAUCAAUUUGCCCAACAAUAUUAAAAUUAUUGAAUGUAUUUAUGCCUUCAACAUCAUGUGUAUCACUGUAUAAUAAACCAUCCGUUACAAUAUAAUCAUAUGUGUUGGUGUAAAUGCAACCUAACUUGCUAUAAUGAUUUUUUCUGUAUGCUUUCAA